Molecule: messenger RNA, 918 nt
Organism: Colletotrichum abscissum
Lineage: Eukaryota; Fungi; Ascomycota; Sordariomycetes; Glomerellales; Glomerellaceae
Product: isoflavone reductase
Exons: 4
Coding region: 1-918 (305 amino acids)
Source: RefSeq, a predicted model, not a curated record
AUGAAGGUGGCUCUUAUAGGCGGGACAGGAGAGACGGGCAGCACCAUUGUCAAUGCUCUUCUCGAAUCGGACAUUCCAGCCUUGAAAAUUAUCGCCAUUGUUCGACCUGCCUCUGAGAGGAAGCCUGAUGUUGUCGCGCUUGAGAAGAGAGGAGUUGCCGUCGCCGUAGUUGAUCUUGAGGGGCCAAGGGCUGAGCUCGUUGAUGUUCUGGAGGGCGCUGACGUCCUGAUCUCGGCCAUCCACGUCAGUGCGCUUGGCAGCCAGAUUCCUCUUGCCGACGCCGCCAAGGCCGCAGGUGUAAAGCGAUUCGUUCCUUGUUUCUUCGCCACCGUUGCGCCAGCCAAAGGUGUCUUGACGUUGCGCCAGCUGAAAGAGGAGGCUCUGCUUCAUGCAAAGAAGAUUCGGCUUCCGUACACGGUCAUUGAUGUCGGUUGGUGGUAUCAGCUCAGCAUUCCGCGCCUCCCGUCUGGACGCAUUGAUUCGGCUACCCCUUUGCCGGUUAACUUCAUUGCUGGCGAUGGCAGCACUCUUUCUGCACUGACGGAUGUGAGAGACGUUGGAAGGUUCACAGCGCGUAUCAUCGCUGAUCCCCGUACCAUCAACAAGAUGAUGCCUGCCGAGGCUAUGGAAAACGCUAUUGCUGCUGAGUCUUUGACGGCAGACGCCAUCGAGAAGAGUGCUUUUGAUAACAGGAUGAAGAUCUUUUACGAGUAUUGGUACUCCAUGGGAGUCCGCGGAGACAACACCCUAGAGUAUGCCGAGUUUCUCGGGUACGUUGACGGCACUAAGUUGUACCCUGACUUUCAGCCCAUCACAUUUGAGGCUUUCCUGAAGGAAGUCCUUGAUGGAAAGCCGGUAGCUAUCUAUCGCACUCUUGAGCAAAAUGUAGCCAAAGCCGAAAAGAAAGCUAAGGCUUGA